GCGUCGGGGAAAAAUGCAACGUCGUGAUAAUCACGACCAGAGCCCUCGAGCCCACCUUUCCGCGGCACUCCUCGUUGACCCCAGGGCCCGAAACUGGGCGAAAGCGCUCCGUGUGGCAGAAGCUGCGACGCCGGACCUCAGGGUCACCCAGACAGUCAGAGGGCGCCUCUCCAGGGCUGCCGUCGCAUCCUCUCCUCAGGGUUAAGUGGCUGGGAUGCCCUCUACAAAGAGCAUUCCGCUCCGCUGAGGCCAGGCCUCGGAGGGGUCAGGCCUUCCACCCGCGGUGAAGCCCCGCAGCGGGGAUGCGGUGCGGCAGGUUCGCGCCGCGUCGACUCGGCGGCGACGGGACGACUUCAGAUUAGACUUCUGUUGUAUUCUCGUUUGGCUUCGGCCCUCCCCCUCGUGGCCGCGGCUGGACGCAGCUCGAGAGACUGCUCAGGAGUGUGUCCAGGAGGAGUCCGGGGGUUGAUUUUGAGCGAACGUGGUCCCUGGCAGAUCCGCGCUGCCCCGCCCCCGCGGGUACUCAAAGUCGAAGGCCACUGGCGGCCUGCACUCCUGAAGGAUCUCCGCGGCCCGCGUUGUGUCAGAAGUCGAUGUCGACACGACAGGAACCGGCCGCUCUUCACCAAGGCUGCCCCUGCAUCCUUGCUUCUCAGGUUCAUCCCUACGGUGGGUUCGGGUCGUGCCAACGCGGCAGUGACCACGCUGCAGCAUUCAAAAGUAAUAAUGUUCAACAACAACGACCUGAUCCUCGAACAACAACAACAACAACAAGCCAUGCGGGGCCAUGUUCGAGGGGGCCCUCUUCCUUCUCCUCCCUCACUCUUUCCUUUUUCUCCUCCUCCUCCUCCUCCUCCUCCAGACCUCUUCACGGGUGAAUUUAGAGGCGGAUCCAGCCUUGGCUGCGAGACCGCACGAGGAGGCCCGAACGGGGCGAGCAGCUUCCAGCCCUGGCCAGGUCCAAAAAUUCUCCCUGGAGGGUGCCGUCCAGGCAUUUCCAUCUGCUCGGAGCUCCGCGGGUGCGCGGACUUCCUGCUGCUGGUUGUCCGGUGCCCCGCGUCGGGCAGUGGCUACGCGGGCAUAGGAGACGGUCCAGACAGGCCGCAGCGCCACGGGGCCGUGCUCUCCCAGGAGGCCGUCGAGCGCCCAGGCGGGCUCAGGGCCCGCAUCGCGAACUGGGCCAAGAGGAGUUCCGCGGUGGACCAGACCCGCGUCUGGACCCUGGGCUCCCUGGACCACCGCUGGAAGGCUGUGUGUUUCCUCUUCGUCGGGGUGCCCCGGGUCGUGAUUUGCUGCCUCCUCGCCAAUUCUGGGGCCCGUUUCAUCGUGCGCUCCCCGGACAUCAUCGUCGACACCGUGGCGGUGUUAUUCGUGGUGGACGUCGCGGCAUUCAUGUACAGCGCCUUUACCACCAACGCCGUGAAGCAGCAGCUGGAAAUGGUGCAGCCGCUGGAGUGUUACCCGUGCAACACCCGACGGCUCGUGUCCUUCCUCUUCGUGAACUUUGCCUACCCCGUGUUGCUGGUCUGCUUCAGCGUCGCCGUGGUGUGGUGCUCUCGGGAGGGCUGCCGCAAGAGCGAGGACUUCGAGGCUCGACCUCACACGAUGAGCUUCAUGUUGGGGUCUCAAAUGUUUGUUCAGCAAUGCACGACGAGUCUGGAUGUGAUACAAUCGAAGGCACGGUGGCGAUGUGGUGUUAGUUUCUGGCUCUCCCUGGGGCGAGAAACAGCACGAGCGACAUAGAGUCGUAAGCUAAGCAAUAACAGCUCUACAAGACAGAGCAACAUGCAUGCGGCAUGAUAAUGGAGAUCGGUAUGGAUCGUUUGGAGAUAGCUCGCAGACGAGCUAUCGUCUAGUCUCACUGGGCAGACCGCAUUGCUCCCGUCUCUAGCAACUGCACGCUGCGUGGCCGUCUCCAGAAAUCCCCCCCUCGUACGCCAGCGAGGAGUUGACCAUACUGGAGAAGGCGUUUCAGCAGUUUGCGAAGGCCAUCGAGGCAUUCUAAGCAGGCUGUUUAAGCCAUUCAGGUCUGUGCUUGCACUGAGUAGUCCUAUUCGCCUCCUGAGGAAGUGUUCCUGCACGCUGGGAUUCUGGUGGUUGCCACGCACGCCAAACGCUGUAAGUGUGGUGGCGGACGAACCUGUUCGGUGCUCGCGCGCCAGUCUGAAUUGUUUCAUCACCUAUCUGCCACUGUUAUUCCAGCAUGGGCCCAAUAUUCUAUUUGUUGUUGGCAACUGUUUGACGGCUCUUUCGCUUUGAGUGUAUUGAGCGGGCUUUAUCUUUCAAGAGGUGGUUCAGUUCUUCAAGGAGAUGAUGUACUUCAAAACUGAUAGGCGGGAUGGUGCCUAAGCUGUACUGCUCCUCCAGGUUAUCAUGGUCACAUCUUUGCGUGAAGUGUGGUAUGAACCAGCUGUAUUGAGAUACAUCGUGGCCGCACGUAGCCAAUACCGUCUUGCUAGGGCGCGUGCCCCAGUCCUCUGGCGUCUCUGCUUUUUCGAGUCGCUUGCCUCGCGGUGCCUGGAAGUUGCGAACAAUCUCCAGCGCUAUUUUUUCGAUUCGCUAGUGCGCUGGGACUCGCGGAGAAGUUGUGCUCACGUUGUGCCCCUGCGACGGUGUACUGACUGGCCUUGUACAGCGGCCAGCGUUCGUACCCGAAGUGAACAGAACAGUCGCCUAACCUAGUGAUUUCCAGUGGCCCUUCGAGUGGGUGUCGCUGGUGCGCUUGCAGUGUUUUUUUUGUCCGAGCGCAAUACGGGACUAUUAGCGAGGGGUCACCGCUGCAGCCGAGUAGCGAAUGCGGUACCUCCUCUGCCUGGAGCGGGCCUGGGGCGGGGAAGGUCGAGGAGGAGGAGGAGCUGCCCUGUUCCAUCCCUCAGUGCGAGGACAAGCUGGCGACAGCAAGUGACGCAACCAGAAGCCACUGGUGUCGCAGCAGGCUGGCCGCCCUGCCAAGAGAGGCAUGCGGAGGAGUCCCACCUGCGGGGCCCGUGAAGCGGGCACCUUUUUGUAGCUGCCCCGCUCCGCACCUCCGUGCCGAGGAAGCGCCGGCGGUAGAAAGCGGCGCAGCCAGACGCCGUUGAUACCGCAGCAGGCCGGUCGCCUUGUGUAUUCGCGCGCCGAAUUCGUUUUUCCUUGUAAAUUUGCAUGCCGAUAAUAAUUUUUCCAUGUGUUUUUUUGUUAUACUUGGAAGGUUGUGUCCUCUGCCGCAGGCCUCCUGGACUGACACAUCUUCGGUCUACUUUGCGGCCGUGUAUUGGUUCUUGGGGCCUCUCGGGGGCAUCUUGGGGC
Molecule: messenger RNA, 3288 nt
Organism: Prorocentrum cordatum
Lineage: Eukaryota; Dinophyceae; Prorocentrales; Prorocentraceae
Source: the annotation of a GenBank genome assembly